Nilaparvata lugens (brown planthopper) is the source of this 1052-nucleotide messenger RNA. It is a transcript of the gene CARPB, whose product is annotated as carbonic anhydrase-related protein 10. The record is from RefSeq and is a predicted model, not a curated record. Gene Ontology annotation, molecular function: carbonate dehydratase activity; zinc ion binding. Lineage: Eukaryota; Metazoa; Arthropoda; Insecta; Hemiptera; Delphacidae. The transcript has 9 exons. The coding region runs from base 60 to 1037 and encodes 325 amino acids.
CGCAGAGUACACAGAUCCAAUCUACAUGGCUGAGUGUAGCUGAAAAUACGGAGAAAGGAAUGGCGCUCUAUCAGACAGCAAUAUCACUCAUUCUUCAGAUCACAAUUCACUUCUCUGCUUCUUCUGGUGUUAGCUGGGAGGAAUGGUGGACAUACGAUGGCAUAUCAGGUCCAGCAUUCUGGGGACUGAUCAACCCCGAAUGGAGUCUGUGCAACAAAGGCAGGAGACAGUCUCCCGUCAAUCUUGAACCAGGCAAACUUCUUUAUGACCCCAAUCUCCGUCAACUACAGCUCGACAAACACAGGGUUAAUGGACUAAUAGGAAAUACGGGUCACAGUGUUGUGUUCACCGUCGACAACACAACUAGGCAUCAUAUCAACGUGACAGGAGGUCCGCUGUCCUACAAAUAUCAAUUCCACGAGAUACAUGUUCAUUACGGACUCCAUGACGAGACGGGCAGCGAGCACUCCAUUAACGGAUAUACGUUUCCUGCAGAGAUUCAAAUUUUCGGAUUCAACUCACACUUAUACAGUAACUUCUCUGAAGCUCUUCAUAAAGCUCAAGGAAUCGUAGCGAUAUCUUUAUUAUUACAGCUGGGAGAUCUGUCAAAUCCUGAACUGAGGAUUUUGACUGAUCAGCUCGAUAAAAUCAAAUACGGAGGGGAGGAGGUGGAGGUGAAGAGGCUGUCUGUGAUGGGCCUUCUGCCCGACACCGAGUACUACAUGACAUACGACGGAUCCACCACCAUGCCAGCCUGUCACGAGACUGUCACCUGGAUUAUAUUGAAUAAGCCCAUAUACAUCACAAAGCAACAGUUGCACUCUCUUCGACGACUGAUGCAAGGUAGUGGGAAGCACCCAAAAGCACCUUUGGGGAACAAUUGUCGUCCCCCUCAACCCCUUCACCACCGUCCACUACGCACAAACAUUGACUUCAACGUUAAGCAAGCAGGAGCCAAGUAUUGUCCCAGUAUGUACAAGGAGGUAUACUACAAAGGUAAGAAUGCCAGUGAGAGUUAUAUAAUAACGUUCAUAUAGAAAAACAGUUUUUUA